AUGUCCAUGAGGGAGGUGGACGAGCAGAUGCUCAACAUGCAGAACAAGAACAGCAGCUACUUCGUGGACUGGAUCCCCCACAACGUGAAGACGGCCGUGUGUGACAUCCCACCGCGGGGCCUCAAGAUGUCAGCCACCUUCAUUGGCAACAACACAGCCAUCCAGGAGCUCUUCAAGCGCAUCUCUGAGCAGUUCACUGCCAUGUUCCGGCGCAAGGCCUUCCUGCACUGGUACACAGGUGAGGGCAUGGACGAGAUGGAGUUCACUGAGGCUGAGAGCAACAUGAAUGACCUGGUGGCCGAGUACCAGCAGUACCAGGAUGCCACUGCUGAGGAACAGGGAGAGUUCGACGAGGAUGAAGAGGAAGAGGUCGAGGAGGCUUAG
Molecule: messenger RNA, 384 nt
Organism: Urocitellus parryii (Arctic ground squirrel)
Lineage: Eukaryota; Metazoa; Chordata; Mammalia; Rodentia; Sciuridae
Source: RefSeq, a predicted model, not a curated record